Molecule: messenger RNA, 3480 nt
Organism: Penicillium paradoxum
Lineage: Eukaryota; Fungi; Ascomycota; Eurotiomycetes; Eurotiales; Aspergillaceae
Product: NACHT and Ankyrin domain protein
Exons: 6
Coding region: 1-3480 (1159 amino acids)
Molecular function (GO): ATP hydrolysis activity; protein binding
Source: RefSeq, a predicted model, not a curated record
AUGCGCUGUCUGGGUGGAAAUCGAGAAUCCCAAGAAGGUGCACAACGAGCGAUGUUGAUUUUGUGUGAGCUACUUGAUAUGCUGGGUCGGAUGCAAGAUCAACUCAACUGGGCGGAAGAUAAAUGGAUCGUCGAUCCAUCUCGUCUGCGGAACCUCGACGAGUUUAUCCGCUGCUUCGAGUCAACGAUUGGGACGAUCGAGAAUUAUUUCCAGCCGGGGGGUAUCAGCGCUCGCUCGUUUAGGAAACGCUUGUUGGAAAAUACGUUCAUUCCCAGAUUGGAGCACUUUAAGGUUAUGAUGGUCCUGAUUAUGCAACCCGAGUCACGAGAGAAGUCCCAAGUCGAAGCGAAACUCCGAGAUGUGCUUCGACAGUUCUACGAGAUGGACUCAGAUUCAAUAAGAGUCAACACACCAAGCGCAGACGACCAUCACGCGAUAACAGGUCAAAUGACCACCAAGAGUUUCAUGAGACUGGAAGAUAUAUGCAAUAGACGGCAACGAGGAACGUGUGAAUGGAUUUUUGAGAAUGAUACCUACACAAAAUGGCUUUUUGGCUGUUGCAGAACACUUUACUGCGUUGGACCAGCGGGUGCUGGCAAGACUUUUCUGGCUUCCGCUAUCAUUGACAACCUGCAAAAUGCAUUUGCAUCUGCAGAUGUGGGUGUGAUUUUUAUUUUUGGCCAUGAUGAAACAGACGAAGAUGCAAGCUCUGUGGGCUUUCUCGACAAAAUACUUGCGCAGCUUGUGAAUCGAAAGAGAACACCCUCUCGUGUGACGGCCUCGCUAUACCAAUCCAAAGCUUUUGCGGAGGGAAAAGUGUCAGCAAAGACGUAUCAAGAUGCUAUUCGUGCUGAAGUCAACAGAUUCUCGCGAGUUCUGUUCAUUGUCGAUGGGAUUGACAUGCACGUGGAGAAGGACAGGAUUUUGAACCGCCUCCAAAAACUUCCAGAUCAUGCACAGAUUCUGGUUACCACACGGGAAGCAAAGUAUGCAUCCAAAGAUGAGCACAUAUCCAUUCUGGCUAGCAGUAUCGAUCUUGAAACAUACGUAUCCGCCCGCAUUGAACAAGACGGAGGAUUGACUGCUUUAUUAAAGCAAUACGCCCCCGAGCUGAAGGUUGCUGUUAUUCAGCAAGUUGUUUUGAAGUCACAUGGUUUAUUCCUAUUGGCUCGACUAAAUAUCGAUCUCUUGUCCCGAUGCACAGAUGGUAAUCUCCUACAGCGAUCUCUUUUCCAUCUACCAGAGAGCUUAAGUGACGCGUAUGGCGAGUCCAUGACCCGAAUUGUCAGCCAAAACCCAUUUGCUAGCCGAUGUCUCUACUGGACGCUCUAUGCCCAGAGGCCCUUGACUGUCUCGGAGCUAACGUUCGCUGCAAGCUUUGAGCUUCAAGGAAAUAGCAAUCCGAAGGAAUCUUUAUAUUCUGCACAUACGAUGCUCUAUGAAGCUGCCGGCUUAUUGACUAUUGAUGCGAUGAGUGGAACCGUUCAUUUGGUUCACAAAACGGCUAAAGAAUACCUCAGCGGGCCAGCAGCUCGAGUAUUUUUCCCAACUGCCAAGGCAAAUAUAGCAGAUGUCUGUCUCACGAUCAUCACGCCUGAUGAAGUGAUUGAUGAUUGCUACGUUACUCAAGGAGCGAUGCCUCCCAAAAAACGCGGCAAACUGCUUGAUUAUGCCACCGCAUACUGGGGAAUUCACGCCCGCGAGGUCGGCGAAGAUGAGCAAACCACACAAGUUCUCAUCCGAGCGUUUCUUAACAAGUUAUGCUGGAGGAGACCUCCUACAACAGAUUCUUGCGCUUUCGGGCUGGAAAUUCCGAAGCAGCUGGGUUUCGGAAAGUACUUUCCUGACUGGACUUCUCUGCAUGUACUUGCUUAUUUCGGCAUCGUUGGAAAGGCGAGGCGGUUAAUUGAGCAAGGCGCCGAUAUCAACGAUUGUGAUAACCAUCUCGGCAUCACCCCUUUACACUGUGCGGUUUACCGGGGCAAUGAGGAAAUGGUUGAAGUCCUCCUUAAUUCCAAAGCCAACAUCAAUGCCACUUGCAAGAAUGGGAAAACUGCCUUGCAUAUCGCUGGUGAGCAGGGUCACCGAAAGCUGAUCAAGUUCUUGCUUCAUCGACGAGUCAACUCCAGGACAGCAACCCAGCAAGGAGCAACAGCGCUUCAGUUAGCUGUUGGAACAACCCAUGAUGAGGCGACCGUGCCACUCUUGAUUAAAAGCCGGUUUGACAUGGAUGUUCAGAACACCGUGACUGGAAACACUGCACUCCAUCUCGCAGUUGAACUAAGGCGACCGCGUAUUCUUGCAUUCCUUUUGGAGAAGGGUGCUAGCAUGAACAUCUUGAACAGAGAUGGACUUACUGCCCUUCAACUCGCUUGCAAAACAGACAAUUGCGACGCAGUAUCUCUUUUCCUGGAACGCGGCGCUCAAUUGGAAACCCGCUCGUCCCACGGAGCGACCGCCCUUCACAUCUCUGCGUUGAAGGGUAACUGGGUUGCGUUUGAUCUGCUAGUCAUCGGAGGCGCAGAUAUCAAUGCGUGGGAUAGCGAGGGUGACUCCUUGCUUCACAAGCAAGCCCGUGCACUUUCCACAGUUUCUAUUGCGGCGCAUCUGAUCGCACAAGGUGCAAACAUAGAGGCGUGCAACUCGCAGGGAUACACGCCCUUACAAUGCGCUGCCGCAACUGGAAACAAAAUAAUGUUUCUUUUCCUAGUAGAACAAGGGGCAAGGCUCGAUGUUCAAACGGCCAAGGGAGAAACACUUCUCCACAUCACACCUCCGCUUAAUCAAGACUGCCUUGACAUUGUGGAAGCACUACUGGAAUUCCAAUUCAGCGCUAACGCAACAACAUGCAGUGGCUUGACACCGCUGCAUCAUCUUAUCAUUAAUGCAUUUGACUCACCAGAUCUCUUAUCUGAAAAUACUGCCACUUUCCUUUCAUUACUCCUAUCUCAUGGCGCCAAUAUAAACGCCCCAACGGCAUCUCACAACGCCGAGACGGCACUUCAUCUUGCAGUGAUUGCGAAGACGCCACGAGAAUCACUGAUAUCACUGCUUAUCAAGAAUGGCGCUUCGCUAGAUGCUAAAACAUCCGAGGGGAAAACCCCGCUACAUCUGGCCGCAGAACGUGGCCGCCUUAAUAUUUUCCAAAUACUGUUAGAUGCGGGCGCAGAUCCUUCAAUCAAAGACGCCGGGGAGACCCCAACCAACGACAAAAUUGAAGGAGAUGGUCAGACUGCCAUAGAUCUCGCUCGCAAAAACCCAGUCAGCAUGCUGUGGUUUGAUGAUGCGGGCAAGCUGCAGUCACUACCACCGCUACAGCAACGCAGAAGUAUGGCCACUACCAUCGAUUCGGUUGAUAUUCACUCCGAAAUUGGUGAAAUAGGGGGUUCGACUUUGGUUGGUGAGGACUACUCGGCUUGGGGAUCGAGAGCAUCCACAACUUCUAUCGACCGUCCAUCCAUCGUCUCUUCUUCUUGUUAA